AUGGCAAAGAAAGCGCUUUUGAUCGGAAUAAACUACCCUGGAACCGCCGUGGAGCUACGUGGCUGUGUCAACGACGUCCGCCGCAUGCAGAGAUGCCUCAUCGACCGUUACGGAUUCCCUAACAAGGACAUUAGGGUGCUGAUCGACACAGACAAAUCCAGCCUCCAACCCACCGGCAAGAACAUCCGCGACGCUCUCAAGAAACUCAUCGAUGAAGGGGAGUCCGGUGAUGUUCUGGUGUUUCAUUACAGUGGACAUGGCACGAGACUCCCAACAGAGCAAGGCAUAUUCGACGCAACAGAUUAUGACGAGUGUAUCACUCCUUGCGAUAUGAAUCUGAUCACGGACAAUGAGUUUAGAGACAUGGUGGCAGAGGUCAAAAAAGGAUGUCUUCUGACAAUAAUCUCGGACUCUUGUCAUAGUGGUGGUCUCAUAGAGGAAGCAAAAGAACAGAUCGGGGAGAGCUACGUGAAUAAGCGAAAAUCUAGGAUUGCUACUUUCUUCAUUAGCAUUGUAAGGAGUUUGCUAAAGCCUUGUGGAGUAUCCUCGAAUGAUUCUCAGAGAGGAAGUGAAGGAGGCCACGAUAGUUUCACUAGAGAGAGCGAGUUAGAGGACGGUGAGACGGUCAAUAUGAAAACAAGAUAUCUACCUCUAGAUAGCUACAUAAGUCUUCUCGAGGAACAAACCGGACAAACGGAUAUCAAACCUGAGAAAGUCAGACAAGCACUUGUCAAAGUGUUUGGCCAAGACUCGAGUCCGAAUUUUAUGCUCUCUAAUUCGAUGAAAAGAAAUGCUAACAGAGGAUUGCUAAGUAUGUUGAUAGGCAAGCAUGAGGUUAAUACAGAUGGUGCAGGAUCUGAAGUUAAAAGUAAGCAUCCCAACAACGGUAUUUUGUUAAGUGGGUGUCAAACAGAUCAAAGAUCAGAGGAUGUAUACGUGACAAGAACCGGAAAAGCAUAUGGAGCAUUCAGUGACGCGAUUCAGACUAUAUUGUUGGGGACGAGAAAAGAGAUAACGAACAAAGAGAUGGUUUUGAGAGCUAGAGAGAUUCUCAAGAAACAAAGGUUUAAUCAACGGCCAGGUUUGUAUUGUCAUGACCGUUAUCUUAAUAAACCAUUUAUUUGCUAA
Molecule: messenger RNA, 1128 nt
Organism: Raphanus sativus (radish)
Lineage: Eukaryota; Viridiplantae; Streptophyta; Magnoliopsida; Brassicales; Brassicaceae
Product: metacaspase-8-like
Exons: 2
Coding region: 1-1128 (375 amino acids)
Biological process (GO): proteolysis
Molecular function (GO): cysteine-type endopeptidase activity
Source: RefSeq, a predicted model, not a curated record